Tarenaya hassleriana is the source of this 1888-nucleotide messenger RNA. RefSeq names its product beclin-1-like protein. Gene Ontology annotation, cellular component: phagophore assembly site; phosphatidylinositol 3-kinase complex, class III, type II; phosphatidylinositol 3-kinase complex, class III, type I. Lineage: Eukaryota; Viridiplantae; Streptophyta; Magnoliopsida; Brassicales; Cleomaceae. The coding region runs from base 177 to 1733 and encodes 518 amino acids. Gene Ontology annotation, biological process: late endosome to vacuole transport; cellular response to nitrogen starvation; autophagy. The record is from RefSeq and is a predicted model, not a curated record. The transcript has 10 exons.
GAAGGUCGGAUUAAUCUACCGGAGAUUCUUAACAAGCAAACAUCUGGAUUCUGGCCGCAAUGGAUGACAAGCUCUGAAGAAAGGCUCUUCACGAUAUCGUUGGUGCCAAACGAGAACCCUAGAUUGCAGUACGACUUCUGUAAAACCCUUGUAAUCGUGUGGAUAUUUCAUGAGCGAUGAGGAAGGAGGAGAUUCCUGAUAAGAGCCGAACUUUCCCGGUGGAUCCGAACCUACCGAAAUGGGUUUGUCAGAAUUGCCACCACUCCCUCACCAUCGUCGGCGUCGAUUCCUACGCUGGCAAGUUCUUCAACGAUUCCUCUCAUUCUGCAAUGCAGGGCUCGUCUAUGCAUGGGGCUAAUAGCGUAUUGGGUUCUACACGCAUGGACAACUCUUUUGUGGUUUUACCAAGGCAAAAGCCUCAAGGACAGGGCAUUCCUCCACGUCCUCGUGGGACAUCUGCUCACCCUGAUGCUGGCCAAUCUGGCAAGGCAAUGGAAGAAUCCUUUGUGGUUGUUUAUAAGUCCGAGUCAACUUCUGAUACUGGUGGUUCUCAUAUUCCAUCGCUAGAAGUUGGCCAUAACGGUCCUUUACAUUCAAAUCAUUCUGGGUUUCAUGCCACUAUUAAUGUCUUAACACGUGCAUUUGAGAUUGCGAGAAGUCAGACGCAGGUUGAACAGCCUUUAUGCCUAGAAUGCAUGAGGGUUUUGUCCGACAAACUAGAAAAAGAGGUCGAGGAUGUGACGAGGGACAUUGAAGCGUAUGAAGCCUGCCUUCAGCGGUUAGAAGGAGAGGCACAAGAUGUUCUUAGCGAAGCUGAUUUUUUGAAAGAGAAACUAAAGAUUGAGGAAGAAGAAAGAAAACUUGUUGCAGCUAUAGAAGAAACCGAGAAACAGAAUGCUGAGAUAAACAAUCAAUUGAAGGAGCUAGAGACAAAGGCAGGUCGCUUUAAAGAGUUGGAAGAUAGGUAUUGGCAAGAGUUCAAUAAUUUUCAAUUUCAACUAAUAGCACACCAGGAAGAGAGAGACUCAAUCUUGGCAAAGAUUGAAGUUUCACAGGCACACCUGGAGUUAUUAAACAGGACAAAUGUAUUGAUUGAUGCCUUUCCGAUAUGGCACGAUGGUGAAUUUGGAACAAUUAACAAUUUCCGGCUCGGAAGACUUCCUAAAGUACCGGUUGAAUGGGAUGAGAUAAAUGCUGCCUGGGGCCAAGCCUGCCUUCUGCUCCACACCAUGUGCAAUUAUUUCCGACCAAAAUUUCAAUGUCGAAUCAAGAUACAUCCUAUGGGGAGUUACCCUCGGAUUGUGGACAGUGGCAACAACACAUAUGAGCUGUUUGGCCCUGUGAAUUUGUUCUGGAGCACCCGCUAUGACAAAGCAAUGACAUUGUUUUUGACAUGUCUGAAAGACUUUGCGGAUUUUGCAAAGUCCAAGGAUGUAGAGAACAAUAUCCCAUCCGAGAAAUGCUUCAAACUGCCAUACAAGAUCGAGAACGACAAAGUGGAGAACUACUCCAUAACGCAGAGCUUCAACAAGCAGGAGAAUUGGACAAAAGCACUGAAGUACACAUUAUGCAACCUCAAAUGGGCUCUCUAUUGGUUUGUGGGGAACACGAAUUUUCAGCCUCUCUCUGCUAUGGCCUCUUCGCCUUCUGAAGUUUCAGCCGCCGGUUCUAUAUAUGCAAAGCAGACAGGUCCAGAUUCUAAUUCCAUUGCUAGAAACUCAAGAAAUACCUGAUAGAUGUAGUACACAGAUAAAUAAGGCCCGGCUUGUCAUACAUACAGACAUCUAUGGUACAGUUUACAUAAGACUCGGCUUGUAAUUGAAUCUUGGUAUUUUGUUCUUUUUUUCUGUUACAUGAAAAUAAAAAUUACAUGAUUGCGGCAGUUGUA